UAGGAUGGAAAAAAAAAGAGUGGAAUAUAAAUAGGACUCUCAAAUUCUGCUUAGGGUUUUGUUGUUUUUGUCUCUCUCGCUCCCACUCCAAGUUUCCGCCGCAGAGACAGCCAUGGCUACUACCAUUUCUCCUUCCGAUCAAGCUGCAGAUUUGCUGCACAAUCUCUCCCUUGAUCCGGAAACCAUGGCCAAAGUCCCUGACACUGGGAAUAAGGAUGUUUAUGGCGGAACCAAGAGUGGCAAGACUAAUCUUUUACCCACAAAUGUUAGAGCUGUGACUGGAUUGAACCAAAAGAAACUUGCUUUCAAUCAAAAGGGCUCCUAUGGUACCUACCCUACUGGCUAUUAUACUCCACCCUAUCAGUACCCGAGAUACGGUUAUGACAUGAACUAUGCUUCCGGAAAGACCAACACCACUCUUCAGUAUCCCCACCUGAGUACAUAUCAGGGACGAUCAGGAAGCUAUGGUCAGUCCUUCGGAUACAACAUGGACAGCAUGUACUCAAUGUAUGGGCCUUACAUGAAUGGCUAUGGAUAUGAUUCUUAUGGUUACGGCACUUACAAGCAAACUCCAAGUUGGUACAAGACAAUGGCUUACGGGUUUUCUGGGUAUGGCAAAGAGAACUUUGCUGGGUUAGACGAGCUGAAUAGAGGGCCAAGAGCCAAGGGCUUCAAGAUUGGCCAAGAAAGUUCCCAGCCAGAAACUCUGAAAGAGCAGGAAAUAGGGAAGAAGACGAGUGAAGAUGUUUCUCUUCCAGAUUCCAAGGACUACAACAAGGAAGAUUUCUCUGAAACCUACUCUAAUGCGAAACUGUUUGUAAUCAAAUCAUACAGUGAAGAUGAUAUUCACAAAAGCAUCAAAUACAAUGUGUGGUCCAGCACCCCCAAUGGCAACAAGAAGCUUGAUGCUGCGUAUAAUGAGGCUAAAGAGAAGUCAAAUGGGUCCUGUCCUGUUUUUCUAAUGUUCUCUGUAAACACAAGUGGGCAAUUUGUUGGUUUAGCUGAGAUGGUAGGACCAGUAGAUUUUAAUCAGACAGUGGAGUACUGGCAGCAGGACAAGUGGAUUGGUUGCUUCCCUGUUAAGUGGCACAUUGUCAAAGACAUCCCAAAUAGUUCCUUGAGGCAUAUAACUCUGGAGAACAACGAGAACAAGCCAGUUACAAAUAGCCGAGACACACAGGAGGUAACCCUAGAGCAAGGCAUGAAAGUCAUCAAGAUUUUCAAGGAACAUGCAAGCAAGGCAUGCAUACUGGAUGAUUUUGCAUUCUAUGAGAGUCGUGAAAAGAUAAUCAAAGAAGGCAAAAAGAAGCAGCAGCAAUAUAAAAUAAAGCAAGCUUUAGCUGCCAUUGACAAAAAGGCCAUUCCCAAAGACGAAACCAAAGAGACAAGAAGUACAGCGCCACAAGUUGCCAGCGAGAUAUCACAAAACGAUGUUGCUGAAGUAGCUAGCGCUUGCUGAAUGCAGCAGUAACUUUCAGCUUACUUACGUUUGGGCGGGUUUUUUUGUCAGUUUUCGCUACCAAAUUUGCUCAAUCUUUCUUAGUGUAUAAGUUUGCGCCAGUUUUUUCUUUUUUGUUUGUUCUUAAGAGAGACAAUACGAGUAAGACCCUUAGCAAUAUCGGUUUAAUGUUGUUGGUUUUGGUGCUAGUAGAAGAUAUAAGUUUCUUGUUUUUUUUUCCAA
Messenger RNA from Brassica napus (rape), 1681 nucleotides. Its product is annotated as YTH domain-containing protein ECT3. Gene Ontology annotation, biological process: mRNA destabilization. NCBI's taxonomy places the organism in Eukaryota, Viridiplantae, Streptophyta, Magnoliopsida, Brassicales, Brassicaceae. Gene Ontology annotation, cellular component: cytoplasm. The record is from RefSeq and is a predicted model, not a curated record. The transcript has 7 exons. The coding region runs from base 113 to 1459 and encodes 448 amino acids. Gene Ontology annotation, molecular function: mRNA binding.